GGUUUCAAGUCCCGUCCUCUCCCAUCAAAACCAAACCGUGACGCUCAGCUCAUUACUCUGUGGGCCCCACUCCAGCCCGCUGGGAUCUGGUUUCCCCCCUCCUUUCUCUUCGGCCGACCUAUAUAUAACGGGCUCCUCUCUCUUUCUCUCUCUUCGCCCACCGCUCUCCAGAUUGAGUGUAACCAGCUUUCACUUAUUUGGCAUGUGUUUCUGUGUCAGUGGGUCAUGAUCACAACUCUUUCUACCUAUUCAAUUGAGUGUGAUGCAAUUAAGUAACUUCAAGGAAAACUGACCAUUGGAAAUAUUUAGAUCUGAUUUGAGAAGCAAAAAUAGGCCUUACCUGUUACGUGUACAAAUUUUCCAAUAUGAGCAGUUUUGCAGAUAGUGAAAGCAAAUCUGCUAAUGUAAAUGGAAAAAGGAUGGAGGAUGAUGAGCACUUCACUUCAAAGAAACCGAGACACCGGCCAUUGACUACACUGAGGAUACUUAGGGGUAUACUAUGUCUAGUGAUAUAUCUUUCGACUGCAUUUAUGAUGUUAGUUUACUGGGCACCUUUGACAACUCUUGUGGUGCGGCUUUUCAGUGUGCACUAUAGCCGGAAAGCGACCUCUCUUGUGUUCGGGGCUUGGCUAUCUAUGUGGCCUUUCUUAUUCGAGAAAAUUAACAAGACCACGGUGAUUUUCUCUGGAGAAAGUGUGCCUAGAGAAGGACGGGUGUUACUUUUGGCUAACCACAGAACAGAGGUUGACUGGAUGUAUUUGUGGAAUCUUGCACUAAGGAAAGGUCAAUUGGGUUAUAUUAAGUAUGUCCUGAAAAGAAGUUUGAUGAAACUCCCAAUAUUUAACUGGGGUUUCCACAUUUUUGAGUUUAUUUCGGUUGAGAGAAAGUGGGAAGUUGAUGAAUCAAUCAUGCGGAGCAAGCUUUCAACCUUCAGGGAUAGUCAAGAUUCUCUGUGGCUUGCAGUUUUCCCAGAGGGAACCGAUUAUACUGAAGAGAAGUGCGUGAGAAGCCAGCAGUUUGCAGCUGAGAAUGGCUUGCCAAUCUUGAAAAAUGUGCUCCUUCCUAAAACAAGGGGCUUUUAUGCUUGUGUGGAAGCUUUGAGGAAUUCUUUAGAUGCAGUUUAUGAUCUAACUAUUGCAUACAAGCACCGGUGUCCAAACUUUAUUGAUAAUGCUUUUGGCGUUGAUCCUUCGGAAGUUCAUAUUCAUGUCCAGAGAAUCCCGCUCCAGGAUGUUCCAUCUACUGAAAAUGAGGCUGCUGCUUGGUUAAUUGAAAGGUUCAGGCUCAAAGAUGAGCUACUCUCUGAUUUCAAUUCUCAGGGUUAUUUCCCCAGUCAACUGAAUGAAGGAGAUUUGUCUACAGUGGAAUGCUUAUUUAAGCUUUCGGCAAUAAUAUCCUCGACCUGCUUGUUUAUAUACCUUACCCUUUUCUCGUCAGUGUGGUUCAAAAUAUAUGUAGCUCUGAGCAGUGCCUACCUAUCUUUUGCAACCUAUUUUGGUGUAUAUCCUUCCCCAGUCUUGGGUUCUGUUAAGACCUUGUUUUUUGGCAAGAAAAACUUGUAAUGAUAGGAGAAUCAUGUGAUUAUGUAUUUGAUCAUGUUCUUAACUUCUUUUA
Messenger RNA from Asparagus officinalis (garden asparagus), 1614 nucleotides. RefSeq names its product probable 1-acyl-sn-glycerol-3-phosphate acyltransferase 4. The transcript is spliced from 4 exons. Bases 366 to 1562 code for a protein of 398 amino acids. Gene Ontology annotation, molecular function: acyltransferase activity. Lineage: Eukaryota; Viridiplantae; Streptophyta; Magnoliopsida; Asparagales; Asparagaceae. Gene Ontology annotation, cellular component: endomembrane system. The record is from RefSeq and is a predicted model, not a curated record.